AUGGUCUCUGGUCUCUUUCUCUUCUUCAGCGUGCUGAUACUGUGCUGGAGUCACUCUUCUGCGGCUCCAGCCAAUGUCAGACCAGUUCUUGUGCAUUUUCUGGCCACUGAGGGAAACACGGCGCUUCUCAGAUGUCCAAUAGGGAAUGUAGACUACUUCACAGUGACUUGGAGAAAGCAAGGAUCCGACAGUGAUCUCGCCACUUCUUCCGACUCCAGGAUUUCCACUGUCUUCAAGGACUCUGCUCACAGUCUACAGAUUGAGAACAUCCAAGAGAGUGACGCGGGAACUUACUAUUGUGUGGCAAAUUUUCCUCUCACUGUGGAGUAUUCAGUGAAAGUUCUUCCACCUCAAUUGCCCUCAAGUUCAGAGCCUUUGAUCACGCAUAUCACUGAGGAUCAGGAAAUUAACGUAGGCGAUGCAGUUGAGCUCAAUUGCACCAUUGCGAACGCCGAAGGAUUGCCAGUGAUUUGGACGAAAGACGGCAAAACUAUUCUCUCUGUUGGACAAGUAAAAAUAUCUCGUAAUCCUCGAAUUGCUCUCAACUUGGAUAUUCCGACUUAUGGACUCAGCAUAACAAAUGCUCAAGAGAGCGACGCUGGACGUUAUGAAUGCGUUAUUACCAGAGAUGUUCUCAUCAAGAAAAGUGUGGAGCUGAAGGUCAAUCAACCGCCUGUCGCUCUAAUAAAUCCACAGAAUUAAGUGGUUAAUUUUAUAUGACUAAAAUUAGACUCUAAAAUAGUGUUCAAUGUCAUGUUCUAUCAAAAAUAUAGUGUUGUUUUGAGAUUUCAUAUGAGUACAUUACCUGAAGCCUAAGGAA
Messenger RNA from Phlebotomus argentipes, 820 nucleotides. RefSeq names its product hemicentin-2-like. NCBI's taxonomy places the organism in Eukaryota, Metazoa, Arthropoda, Insecta, Diptera, Psychodidae. Gene Ontology annotation, cellular component: neuron projection membrane. The record is from RefSeq and is a predicted model, not a curated record. The transcript has a single exon. The coding region runs from base 1 to 702 and encodes 233 amino acids. Gene Ontology annotation, biological process: synapse organization.